ACAGCCACAAUGCCCAGUGUUUGCCUUUGCUCCUGCCGAGGUCAUCUUUCACAUUCAGGAAAAAAAAGUGACAUCAACAUGGAGGCAACCAAACUGUUUGGCACGGUGGUGGCAGGAUCCUACUGCGGGGCUAUUCUGGGGACAGAGGUCAUGGCUUCCCAUGACUAUUUUCUGUCCAAGGAUCAGUUUCUGUGCAGCAUCUGUCAGGAUGUUUUCUUGGAGCCUAUCUCCAUCCCCUGUGGCCACAGCUUCUGCUUCGCCUGCAUCACCUCUCACUGGCAAGGCAGCCUCUCCAUCAACUGCCCCAAAUGUUACACGGAGUACAAGGUCUGUCCGGAGCUCUGCGAAAACUCUUUUGCCAAAGAAAUGUCGGAGCAGAUCCGAGCAAGAAGGCAGGGGAAGACCGUAAGCUGCGAUACGUGUGUGGGAAAGCAAACAAAUGCCCUGAGGUCCUGUCUGGUGUGUCUAACCUCGUACUGCGAGAGCCACCUGGAGCCUCACCUCAGAGUUGGCACGCUGAGGACUCACAAGCUGAUUGAACCUGUAGCGAUGCUGGAGAACAGGGUUUGCAGAAGGCACCAGCAGCUUCUGGAGCUGUUCUGCAGAAGUCACCAGAAGUGUGUUUGUUUGCAGUGCAUCAAAACCGACCAUCUCUGCCACGACAUUGUUCCAGUAGAGAGAGAGAGCCAGGACAAGAAGAGCCAGAUGAAAAUGAUCCAAGCAGAAGUUCAGCAGAUGAUCCAGGACAAGCUGCGGAAGCUGCAGGAGAUCAAACUCAAUCUUGAGCGAAGUAAAGAAAACUCAAAGAGGGACAUGGAGGAAAGCAUGCAGGUUUUCUCUGCUCUGUUUCGCAUCAUCGAGAGAAGUCAAGCUGAGCUGGCCGAGCUGAUCCAGAAGAAGCAGACGGCGGCAGAAAUUAGGACGAAGAGUGUGAUUGCGGGUCUGGAAUCAGAAAUCUCUGAGCUGCAGAGGAGAAGAAGGGAACUGGAGCAGCUGUUUCACCAUGAAGACCACUUCCAUGUUGUUCAGAGUUUCCCAGCUGUGAGUUCUCCUCCGUCCACCGAAGACUGCUCGGAGAUCCUCGUCCAUUCAGACACUUGCUUGGGGGUCAUAAGGAGAGCGGUGGCUGAUAUUCGAGAGCAGCUGCAACUGCAACUAGAAAAACUUUCCUCUCGAGAACACGAGAAAGUCCAGCAGUAUGCAGCUGAUGUUCUUCUGGACCCCAGGACGGCCAACCCCUGGCUCGUUCUGUCAGAAGAUGGGAGGCAGGUUCAAGAUGGAGACAUUAUGCAAAAUGUGGCAGAUCUCCCAGAGCGUUUUGACAAAGCCCCAUGUGUCCUCGCCCUCAUGGGUUUCACCACAGGGAGGCGCUACUGGGAGGUGCAUGUGGGACACAAAACGGCGUGGGACUUGGGUGUGGCUCGAGCAUCUGUGAGAAGGAAAGGUGCGGUCACUCUGAGCCCAGAGGACGGUUUCUGGACCAUCUGUCUGAGGAAAGGAACCGAGUACUGGGCCUGCGCACGACAGGCAGAGCUGCUGUCUUUUCCCCAGAGGCCGCAGGUCAUUGGCGUGUUCCUGGAUUAUGAAGAUGGGACUGUGUCUUUUUACGACGCAGAGACUCAGUCACACAUCUAUUCAUUUACAGAGUUUCACUUCAGUGAGGCCCUGUUUCCGUUUUUCAACCCGGAUACGAAUGAAAACGGCACCAACAAAUCGCCCCUGACCAUUCGGCCCAUUAAUAAACUUAUUUUUGGCAGGGAUUUAGAAGACAUCACUAUAUGACAUUCUAUGACGUCUGUAUCCAACGAUUUUUUUUUAUUUAUUACAACAUUCAUUGUGACAUUGUAAAGAACCCGCUGCAUUUAUUAGCACUCCUUGUACAUUGGUAUAAAAAUCCUUAAAAUAAAUCCUUUUUUUUUUUUUUUUUGCACUACAUAGUCUUAUGCUGAAAGAAAAUUUGGAAAAAUCCAACCUUUAAUUUGGAAAUGUUUUGUAAAACACUCCUAAGCUAACUGCAAAUAAAUUAAAGAAAUAAAUAAGCAUGUGAAUCAUUUUAACUGCAAUAAUAAAUUAUGAAGAAUGAAAGGUUUUAUUAUUAUUAUUAUUAUUAUUAUUAUUAUUAGUAUUAUUAGUUGUAGCAGUCAUGGUAGUGAUAGUAGUGGUGGUAGUAGUACUAUUGGUAAUAUACAAAAUAUUGCUAACUGUAUUUUGUAUAUUUUUAUAUACUUUAUAUGCAUAAAGCCCAUCAUAUUCAAUAUUAUGUUUAGCAUUUUUUGUAAUUAGGUUUCAGGACAUUUUAAGUUUAACAGUUUUGAACUACCGUAUUUGUCCAUAUAAGAUCACACCACUGCAAUACAGGAUAAUAUUUUAUCAUUAUUGCAACCUUUUACUGUUAUCUUAGUUUUUAACCUAAUCUUUAUGCAGUCUGUAAUUUGCUGCCUACCUGUCACCGUAAGACACAUAUCAGAGUCUUAUGAAAUGUUUUAUGUUGUGUUUUACUGUGGAAAAUAAAGAAUGUAGAGCAAAAAAUGUUUUCAUUGUAAAAACCCAAAUGGGUAAAGCUAACCUGAAAACUGCACUUUUAGAUAAAUGAUAUGGGAUGUCAAACACCUGGGAUUAGGUUUGAUGUUAUUUUGAUGUAUGAGUAACAUGAAAGCUGUUGCAUUACUGUUUCUCCCUCUGCCCCCCUUCUCCACACCCGAGCACCCUCUUCAAAGAUUGCACAGAUCCCAGAUCAGCCCCUCUCCACAGAUCUGUCUGCAUAUAGAUUACGAACCGAACUGACAUCACAGCACAUGUUCACAUUGAACAACCUGACGCCUGCUGCUGAUCAGAUUAGUGCAGAAAUAGGAUUAGCCUCAGGGCAGAUGGAGCACAGGGGCACACUUCUCCACUCUGUCACAUCAGUUUUGUCGUGUAUUUGAUAAUUGAAACCUGUAUUCUUGCAUGAGUUUUACUGAACCCAUUUUAGCAUUUAUUUUAGGGACUGCGCUCUUGAAGAAUUAAAGUUGGAUCAUUUGGAUUUAUCAGUCAGGAAGCAGUGGGGGAAUAAUAAAAUAGAUGAGGGAUUAACGGUGUGAUCCAGGCGCUGGGCGGAGACACAUAAAUCUCCAGGCCUAAAAACUAACAUACAGGCCAACAUUUGUUAUUUCUUCUGGAGAUCUAGAACUUACUCAGACGGGCGGCAGGUGAGGGUAGGUCAUAUAUAUUUACUCAAAUAAUUUGACUGGAGAGCUUUAUAAAUGAAUUAGAUUGUGUUGUUUUGUACGGAUGGUUUCUGUAUCACCAGAUGCUCAGUGCUGCAUUUAGGCCCUACAAAAUAGAAGCAGUUUGUCUCGUUAAAUUGAUUUCCUUGGCUAGUUUUAUGUAUCAUUCCUUAAUAGAUAACACCUGAGUCUGAGACUGCAGACUGAACCAAAAUGUUGCUGCUUGUGACAAAACCUCAGCAAAAUAAAUAAUUACGGAGCA
This is a messenger RNA of Girardinichthys multiradiatus, 3468 nucleotides long. It is a transcript of the gene btr33, whose product is annotated as bloodthirsty-related gene family, member 33. Lineage: Eukaryota; Metazoa; Chordata; Actinopteri; Cyprinodontiformes; Goodeidae. Gene Ontology annotation, molecular function: zinc ion binding; protein binding. The coding region runs from base 10 to 1782 and encodes 590 amino acids. The transcript has 9 exons. The record is from RefSeq and is a predicted model, not a curated record.